AAAAACCCUAAUUGGCGUUUCUCCCAUUCUCCCUCUGUGAGUUUACAGGACCCAUCCCCACCUGACAUUUCCUUUCUCUUGCCGGCGCUCGUCUCUACAGCCACUGGUUAUCUUCUCUAAUUCAAAAUUCGCAAAGGAUUUUCAGAGUUUUUGUAGAUUCGUGCUCUGUAAUUGAAUUUGCGAGAGAGAAUGGCUUCUCGUUUCUGGUCCCAGGGUGGUGGUAGUGGUAGUGAUUCUGAAGCGGAGAAGAGUGACUAUGAUGAAGAGAUUGACGACCUACAAGCUGAUCCUAGCUCCCAAGCGAAUAGAAGCAGAUAUCUGCAAGGGAAUGCCAGUGACAGUGACGAUUCUGAUAAAGAUAGACGUACUGUCAGGUCGGCUAAAGAUAAGCGUUUUGAGGAGAUGUCUGCUACUGUGGAUCAGAUGAAAAAUGCAAUGAAGAUCAAUGACUGGGUAAGCUUGCAGGAGAGUUUUGAUAAAAUAAAUAAGCAGCUUGAGAAGGUCAUGCGUGUUAUGGAGUCCGAGAAGGUCCCAACUCUUUAUAUUAAAGCACUUGUGAUGUUGGAGGACUUCCUAAAUCAAGCCAUGGCUAAUAAGGAAGCUAAGAAGAAAAUGAGCACUAGCAAUGCUAAGGCCUUGAAUUCAAUGAAACAGAAGCUAAAGAAGAACAAUAAGCAAUAUGAAGAGUUAAUUACUAAGUGUAGGGAGAAUCCUGAGGUUGAGGAAGAAAAGGAUGAUGAGAUGGAAACGGAGGAUGAUGAUGAUGAUGAUGAUGAUUCUGUAAUUGAGGGGGACCCUACUAAAAUUUUGUCAGGAUCAGAAGAUGAAGAGGACGACGAAGAAGACCAAGAGGAGCCCGAUGGCCCUUGGGUGAAACAGUUGAGCAAACGGGAUAAGCUCAUUGAUAAGCAGUUUAUGAAGGAUCCGAGAGAGAUCACAUGGGACACUGUGAACAAGAAAUUUAAGGAGGUUGUGGCUGCCCGGGGUAGGAAGGGAACUGGAAGAUUUGAGCAGGUUGAGCAGCUUACGUUCUUAACAAGAGUUGCCAAGACCCCUGCACAGAAGCUUGAGAUUUUGUUCAGUGUUAUAUCUGCUCAAUUUGAUGUUAAUCCAGGUCUCAGUGGGCACAUGCCUAUCAAUGUGUGGAAGAAGUGUGUGCAAAAUAUGCUUUCUAUUAUUGACAUUCUUAUGCAGAAUUCUAACAUUGUGGUGGAUGAUAUGGUUGAACCUGAUGAGAACGAGAGCCAGAAGCCAGCAGACUAUGAGGGCACAAUUCGUGUUUGGGGAAACUUGGUUGCUUUUGUUGAGAGGAUUGACACUGAGUUUUUUAAGAGCUUGCAGUGUAUUGAUCCACAUACACGUGAGUAUGUUGAAAGACUCAGAGAUGAGCCAAUGUUUAUGGUUCUUGCUCAGAAUGUCCAAGAAUAUUUGGAACGAACUGGGGAUUACAAAGCAGCUUCAAAAGUUGCCUUGAGACGUGUCGAACUGAUCUAUUACAAACCACAAGAGGUUUAUGAUGCCAUGAGAAAGCUCGCAGAGCUGUCCGAAGAUGGAGCUAGUGGAGAUGCUAGUGAGGAGGCUAAAGUUGCAGAAGAGAUUAGGGGCCCUGCUGCAUUUAUUGUCACGCCGGAGGUUGUACCUCGUGUACCCACCUUUCCAGAGAGUAGUAGAUCUUUUAUGGACAUUCUGGUGACCCUUAUAUACCAAUAUGGAGACGAGCGCACUAAAGCACGAGCUAUGCUCUGUGAUAUUUACCACCAUGCGCUCUUUGAUGAAUUUUAUAUUUCUAGUGACUUGUUACUGAUGAGUCACUUACAGGAUAGUAUUCAACACUUGGACAUUUCAACACAGAUCCUUUUCAAUAGGGCAAUGGCUCAACUUGGUCUAUGUGGAUUUCGGGUUGGCCUGAUUAGUGAAGCACAUGCCUGCCUUUCAGAAUUAUAUUCUGGUGGGAGGGUGAGGGAAUUGCUUGCACAAGGUGUCUCACAAAGCCGAUAUUAUGAAAAGACUCCAGAGCAGGAAAGGCUUGAAAGGAGGAGGCAGAUGCCAUACCACAUGCACAUAAAUCUUGAGCUCCUGGAGGCUGUGCAUUUAAUAUGUGCUAUGCUGCUGGAAGUUCCCAACCUGGCAGGCAGUGUUCAUGAUGCAAAGCGCAAGGUUAUUAGCAAGAACUUUAGAAGGUUACUGGAGGUGAGUGAGAGACAAACGUUCACUGGUCCUCCCGAGAAUGUCAGAGAUCAUGUAAUGGCUGCUACCAGAGCACUUCGCAAGGGCGAUUUCCAGAAAGCUUUUGAUGUCAUUGCAUCUUUAGCUGUAUGGAAGCUACUUAGAAAUUGUGAUGAUGUGCUGGAAAUGGUUAAAGUAAAGAUCAAGGUGGAAGCUCUGAGGACGUACCUUCAAACGUACUCUUCCUCAUAUGAUUCUCUGAGUUUGGACCAGCUGACUCGAAUGUUCGACAUCGCAGAGGGUCAAACACACAGUAUUGUUAGCAAGAUGAUGAUAAAUGAGGAGCUCCAUGCAAGUUGGGACCAGCCAAGUGGAUGUGUCAUCUUUCAUGAUGUUGCGCUCACCCGGUUACAGGGCUUGGCGUUCCAGUUGGCAAAUAAGCUGUCUAUCCUUGCUGAAACUAAUGAGAGGGCAGUGGAGGCAAGAAUAGGAGGAGUAGAUUUACCGAUGAGGCGAAGAGACAACCAAGAGUAUGCUGCCGGAGCUGUAGGUGGUGGUAGCAGGUGGCCAGACAAUCAAGGAAGGCAAGGUGGCGGUAGUUCGCGUGCAGGGUAUAGCAAUGGAGGGCGUGGCGAAGGUGGGGGUGGCGGAUAUGGUAGAGACCGGACGGGUCAGUCACGAGGAGGCAAUGCAGGAGGAUAUCAAAGCACCCGUUAUCAAGACGCUGCAUAUAGAUUGGGGAGGAGUGCUUAUCAGUCUGGUUCUGUCCGAGGAUCCCAGAUGGGUGCUUCAGCUCGCAUGGUCAGUCUCAACAAAGGGGUUAUUGCUUAAAGAAAAACUACCGCUGUACGUGGGGACACUUCCUUGGAGAACUUCACCAAUUUCGCUUUAGGCUAUUUUUGAACUGAGAUAUCGGAAGGAGUUUUGUAUCCCUUUCUUUGACCUUUUUGAUAUAGAGCACCCACAGUUUGCAUUGUUUCAAUAAUACGUAUAACGCUA
Messenger RNA from Cucurbita maxima (winter squash), 3165 nucleotides. RefSeq names its product eukaryotic translation initiation factor 3 subunit C-like. The coding region runs from base 190 to 2997 and encodes 935 amino acids. Gene Ontology annotation, biological process: translational initiation. The transcript has 4 exons. The record is from RefSeq and is a predicted model, not a curated record. NCBI's taxonomy places the organism in Eukaryota, Viridiplantae, Streptophyta, Magnoliopsida, Cucurbitales, Cucurbitaceae. Gene Ontology annotation, molecular function: translation initiation factor binding; RNA binding; translation initiation factor activity. Gene Ontology annotation, cellular component: eukaryotic translation initiation factor 3 complex.